Bombyx mori (domestic silkworm) is the source of this 1025-nucleotide messenger RNA. It is a transcript of the gene E(spl)mbeta, whose product is annotated as enhancer of split mbeta. Gene Ontology annotation, biological process: regulation of transcription by RNA polymerase II; regulation of neurogenesis; anterior/posterior pattern specification. Gene Ontology annotation, cellular component: nucleus. Gene Ontology annotation, molecular function: RNA polymerase II cis-regulatory region sequence-specific DNA binding; protein dimerization activity; DNA-binding transcription factor activity, RNA polymerase II-specific. The record is from RefSeq and is marked provisional. NCBI's taxonomy places the organism in Eukaryota, Metazoa, Arthropoda, Insecta, Lepidoptera, Bombycidae.
CGCAAACGUACGCUCUUACUCACGACACACAUACAUUCAACAUGUCAUACGAGAUCGCGUAUUCGGUCGCGGAAGACGGUCCGCAGCCAGUCUCGCGCACUUAUCAAUAUCGCAAAGUGAUGAAACCGAUGCUUGAGCGCAAGAGGCGCGCUCGCAUCAACCGCUGCCUCGACGAACUCAAGGAGCUGAUGGUCAGCGCUCUACAAUCUGAAGGAGAGAAUGUAGCCAAAUUGGAAAAAGCUGAUAUCUUGGAACUGACCGUUCGCCAUCUUCACAAGCUGAGACGCCAGCGUCGCUUGUCACUCAACCCUACCGUGGAUGUGGAUCGCUUCAGAGCUGGAUUUACUCACGCCGCCAACGAAGUUUCCCGCUGUCUGGCUUCAAUUCCUGGUGUGGACGUGAGGUUGGGCACUCAACUAAUGACCCACCUCGGGCACAGACUGAACGAAAUGCAGCGAGCAGCCGCUGGCACUGAAACUCCACCAGCAAGCCCUCCCAGCCCUGCUCUCUCGACUGUUUCUUCAUCGUCUGGUUACGUGAGCCCAUCUCCUCCGGCGUCACCGAUGCCUCUACAGACAGCAACUCCAUUGGACUGCAGCAUGAACACCUCACUGCCCAAAGCAUCGGCUGUGUGGCGGCCCUGGUAGACUACGGUGCCGGAUGGAGCCGGCGGACCCGGCUCCGCGGUCACAUCUGUUCCAGCACCGCUCGGAGUCGCUCGCGCCCUUAUGUCCGCCCACCCUUAAGUUUAGUGUUUCAUGUGAAAAUAUAAAUUAGAUCUCACAGUCAGCGUAGGUUAUAAAUCUUAGCUCGUAAGUCCAAACUUGAAAGCUUUAAUUAAAAAUUUAGUAUCUAAGUUAAUUUGUGAUAUUAAAAGAGUAAUAGGUAGAUAAUGUAUAAGAAAUGUUGUAUGUUGUAUCGAACCAUGAUAAGUUCGCAUUGUUAUAUUUUAUCGUUAAAAGAUUUCACAUUUAUGUGAACAAAAUACAUAAUAAUACGUUAAUAAAAAUAUUAUCUUUUACCAC